Aspergillus glaucus CBS 516.65 is the source of this 4239-nucleotide messenger RNA. Its product is annotated as RNA dependent RNA polymerase. Gene Ontology annotation, molecular function: RNA-directed RNA polymerase activity. The transcript has 4 exons. Bases 1 to 4239 code for a protein of 1412 amino acids. Gene Ontology annotation, cellular component: nuclear RNA-directed RNA polymerase complex. Gene Ontology annotation, biological process: siRNA processing. Lineage: Eukaryota; Fungi; Ascomycota; Eurotiomycetes; Eurotiales; Aspergillaceae. The record is from RefSeq and is a predicted model, not a curated record.
AUGACAACUGCUGUGGCUCUUCCUCCUCGUCGCCCUCCUCCUACUACUACUACUACCACCACCACUACUGCUGCUGCUGCUACUCGUCCUGGAGAGAUAGUAGAACAACCCUUCUCUCAGCUACUUCCCUGGUGGAAGCACUGGGAGACGGUAGCUGUCACUCUCGCAAAUGUUCCUCUGGAGGCCGACACGUUCACUCUCUGGAAGGCGUUCAACAAAGAGGGUAAUAUCUUUUCGAUUGAUCUCUUUACGGAUAUUCACGGUAAUAGGGAUCCUAAAGGGAAGAUUCGGUUCAAACCUGCACCUCAUACGGAUUUCUGGAGAGCGAAUACCUACAUAAUUACCCUCCCCGAUGGCCAACCGGCUACUAUCUUCGUUAGGCUCGAUAACAAGCACCAAAUCUGUCGUAUACCCAGCCCAGUCCAGUACAACAUCUCUUUUCCAGCGGAAGUUAACAUACCAAUCGUGUCAUUGGACAUCGGAGUUCUUAUCAACGAGACCACGAUGUUGCCAAUGCGUAUUGUUGGGACCGGACUUAACGAGCAACCAUCUCUAGUUCUCGACCUGAAGCGCAGGGCCUUGUUUGUCUACUUUCAACUCCCAAUCUUCAAUUCCAUAUACAAGCCGACUUCGUCUGCGGAUGUCUAUCAAGAGUACCGUCUCGAAAUUCCCUUCUUCCAAUUGAUAAGGAUCUUCCAAACCCGCGAUCCGGUGUCCGGAUGCACGUCUCACUUUACGUUCUUGGAAUCCCCUGCAAUCUACCAUCGACGCGUUAAGAACAUCCAGAGCACAUUCGUUGACGAAGCUUCCUGGAGGGAUGGAGACACUUGGUACCGCCAAACGCACGUGGUCCACAACCCCCAGGCACAAGCUACUUUGCCUAUCAGUCUACGGAAGCAAAAUCCUGUAAUUGACAUCGGACGCUGGAAUGCCUUCAAGAUCAUGUAUCCUAAGAAUUCCAAUGACAAAGAGAGCUUGAUGCUGGCUUGUAGUAUCCUGAGAGACUACAAUGUGACAAUCGAGGAUACGGACCGUUUCACUCAGUGCGACGGUGCCCAGCAAAAAAGCCCGCCUAUUUGGAGAUGGAUAGAUCUGUCAGAAUCACGAAACAAGGCUUUGUCGUCGUCACUGGAUGACCUUAUUGAUGAAGACUAUAUCAAUCUUCCCUUCUCUGUCCGGUACCAGCUCGAGGUCUGCCUUUCGAAUGGGUACCUCUCGGAAUUCACCAUGCCCCGGGAGUUUGCAUCUAAGCUGUUCGAGCUCGGUGAGAAGGAUGCCAGAAAGCUCUUGGAGCAUGUGGCAACGAAGAAGAAAGUCUUCCACGAUCCAAUGAAGAUAUUCGAUCUCAAAUUUAUCCGAGGAGUGACCAAUGCUAAGAUACCGCCAUAUUGUUGCUAUAUGCGCUCUGCCAGAAUAACUCCGAGUACCAUCUACUACAGCACUCCAACUGUCGACAUCUCGAAUCGCGUCAUUCGAUACUUCAUCGAAUAUGCUGAUCGUUUCCUCCGCAUUCGAUUCACGGAUGAGAAGUUGAUCGGUCGUAUAAAUUCGACCAAUAAUAAUACGAUGAACGAAGUAUUUACCCGGGUUAAGCGCACCUUGGCCAACGGUAUCACGAUAGGUGAUAGACACUACGAAUUUCUUGCCUUCGGAAACUCCCAAUUCCGCGAACACGGUGCUUACUUUUUUGCACCCUUGCCGAAUCUCACAGCCGCCAACAUUCGUGCAUGGAUGGGGCAUUUCAACGACAUCAGAAAUGUCGCCAAAUAUGCCGCAAGGUUAGGGCAAUGCUUUUCGACUACUCGGGCCGUUGCUGGCUGUCCCGUCCAAGUUCGUAAGAUCGAUGAUGUCGUUCGCAACGGAUACACCUUUUCGGAUGGUGUCGGUCGGAUCUCCAAAUUUCUCGCUCAGAUGGCCACAUCAGAAUUGAAGAUCAGAACCCUUACAGGCGAUGUACCUUCAGCGUUCCAGUUCCGUCUGGGAGGAAGCAAGGGAAUGCUCACAGUUUCUUCACAAGCUCAACGCCAGGAAGUGCACAUCCGCAACAGCCAGGAAAAAUUCGCCGCGGUCCACAAUGGUCUAGAAAUUAUUCGCUGGUCACAGUUCUCCCUAGCAACACUCAACAGGCAAUUGAUUAUUGUCUUGUCGACACUUGGUAUUCGAGACGAGGUGUUUCAUGCUAGGCUGCGAACCAUGUUGAAGAGCCUCGAUGAGGCCAUGACAAGUGAUCCCCAGGCUAUCUACUUGCUCAAGAAAUACGUGGAUCCGAAUCAGAUGACUCUCACUGUGAGUCAAAUGGUGCUGGAUGGUUUUCGAAAGUCACAGGAGCCGUUCUUGACGUCAAUCUUGAGACUAUGGCGGGCCUGGCAUCUGAAAUAUUUGAAAGAGAAGGCAAAGAUUGUGGUCGAUCAAGGUGCCUCUGUACUUGGCUGCAUGGACGAAACGGGCACUCUUAAGGGUUAUCUCCAUGAUGCCAUACCGUCAAAGGAUGCCUCGUACGAAGAGAAAUUGGCUGCCUUACCGGAAAUCUUCCUUCAAAUUUCCCGACCUGACAAAGGCGGGAAGUACGAGGUAAUCGAAGACGUCUGCAUCCUGGCUCGAAACCCAUCCCUUCAUCCUGGAGACAUUCGUGUCGUCAAGGCAAUCAAUGUACCGGAGUUAAGUCAUCUUCAAGAUGUAGUUGUCAUGCCUCAGACCGGAGAUCGGGACGUUCCAAGUAUGUGUUCUGGAGGUGACCUCGAUGGAGAUGACUAUCUGGUAAUCUGGGACGAGGAACUGGUUCCGGACCAUUGGUUUCGCGAGCCAAUGGAUUAUGCGAGUAAAAAGGCUCGAGACCUUGACCACGACGUGACGGUGGACGAAAUAACCUCAUUCUUCGUUACUUACAUGAAGAAUGACUGUCUCCCUCGGAUCGCGCAUGCCCAUCUUGCUUGGGCUGAUUACCUCGAAGAAGGCGUCGAUAACGACAAGUGCAUGCAGCUCGCACAGCUUCACUCCGAUGCAGUCGACUACAACAAGACGGGGAAUCCGGCAAAUAUGGUGCGCACCCUACAGCCGAAAAAGUGGCCUCAUUUCAUGGAGAAACGGCAUAAGCCCAGGGAGCAGAUCUAUCAUUCGAAGAAGGUCCUCGGUCAGCUUUACGAUGCAGUAGAACGUGUCGACUUUGUUCCUGGUCUUGAACUUCCUUUUGACAAACGGAUUCUGGAUUGUGAUCUGGAAGUUACCGAAGAUUUGAUGGAGUUUUCUAGGAAGCUCAAGUAUGAAUAUGACUCGGCAAUGCGUCGGAUUAUGGCACAGCAUGAAAUCAAAACCGAAUUCGAGGUCUGGUCUACUUUUGUGUUGAGCCAUGCGAACAUGAGCAAGGAUUAUAAGUUUCACGAAGAGCUAGGAACUAUUUCAGUGUCACUUCGGGAGAUGCAUCGCAAACAGUGCUAUGAGAAGGUCGGCGGACGCAAUUUCCAACAGCUGGCGCCAUUGGCCGUAGCCAUGUAUCGAAUCACGCAUGAGGAGAUGGCUGCAGCGUUAAGCAAGCAUCGCCAGGAGAAUCCACCGGAUGAGAGGCUUUUCCAUAGAUCAGCACCCAAGAUGGACAAAUUGCCUCUCAUCAGCUUCCCGUGGCUAUUACCGCAUAUUCUCGGAAAGAUAGCAUUGGGUCAUUACGAGUCGCCGGAGAAACCUACCGAAAAAUCCGAUCAGAAUUUGCUCGAAGAGGCGAGCCCUAACCCAGAUAAUCAUGACACCGUCGCCGAACCUGUCCCAGAAAAUCAGGAAUCCGAUGUUCAGAAAGUCAAUGUCACCGAACCAACUCAAUCGGACCCAUUCGGUUUGUUCACUGGUGACAACCAUCUGCCCGACGAUCCAUCGCCCGCGGUCAAAUGUCCGGCUCCUGGAGUGGAAAAAAGUUCUGGAUCUCUAGAUCAACUGAUGGACUUCGGAUUCUCGAAAUCGCCACAGACGAUCACCGCUCAAGCUAAUACGGACCUUGGUGUGUAUUCGAAUCUACUUGAUUUUGAGAACUUAAAACCUGGGUGCGACGAACCAGCAGCAACAGCAACAACGCCAACGCCAACGACAGCAGCAGCAGCAGCAGCAGCAGCACCGAAGCACGAUUUGGAGAAGACGGGUAUCACGGAGAAUGUCAUUGAGGGCACGGAAACAGAAUGUAUUGAAAUCGUGGAGGACGAAGGAGAUCUAGAGCCUGACCCGGUCGACAAGCUCAACGCACUGCUUGGCUUCUAA